AUACAAAUAUACAGAAAAAUUAAUAUAGGAUUCGAGCCUCGACUUGGACGCAUAAGUAAUAAGAUUUGUAAUAAACGAUUGUUUCAGAUGUUACAUCACCUUAACCACGGCCCUUCAUCUCUUUCGAGGUGGAAGUCCGAAAGGUCCAGCGGGCACGGGAAAAACCGAAACGGUCAAGGAUCUAGGCAAAGCGAUGGGCAUGUGGGUGAUAGUGAACAAUUGUUCUGAAGGUCUCGAUUACAAGAGUAUGGGCAAGAGUUUUUCGGGAUUGGCCCAAACUGGCGCUUGGGGCUGUUUUGACGAAUUCAACAGGAUUAACAUCGAGGUGCUGUCUGUCGUUGCUCAGCAGAUCUUGUCCAUUUUGUCCGCCGUUUCGGCCAAGAAGAAGUAUUUUGUUUUUGAGGGAAGUGAAAUAAACUUAAAGCUAACCGUUGGAAUAUUUAUCACCAUGAACCCUGGAUAUGCUGGAAGAACAGAACUCCCUGAUAACCUUAAAUCCAUGUUUAGACCCAUAUCCAUGAUGGUGCCAGAUAGUGGAAUCAUUGCUGAAAAUAUUCUUUUUAGCGAUGGUUUUGAAGGAACCAAACUCUUGGCGAAAAAAGUUUUCACUUUAUACCAAUUGGCAAUCCAACAACUAAGUAAACAAGAUCACUACGAUUUUGGUCUACGGUCCAUGGUGGCACUCUUAAGAUAUGCGGGCAGGAAGAGGAGGCUUCUUAGCCAUUUGCCGGAAGACCAAGUCGUUUAUUUAGCGAUGAGGGACAUGAAUAUAGCUAGACUUACAUCGGACGAUGUUCCAUUAUUUAAUGGAAUCAUGUCUGACAUAUUUCCUGGAGUCUCCAUUCCAAUGGUCGAUUAUAUUGACAUGAACAAUGCUAUAAUUGCUUACAUGGAUGAAACCAAUCUACAGCCCAUUCAAGCUGCCCUAACCAAAACGGUUCAGCUAUACGAGACAAAGUCUUCUAGACAUUCAGUCAUGAUUAUCGGAAAGACUGGAACUGCCAAAACCACGACGUGGAAAUGUCUACAAAACUCGAUGAGAAAAUUGUGGGAGCAAAAAAAACCUGGAUUUCAAAGGGUUACGGAAUAUCCCAUCAACCCAAAAGCGUUAAAUCUGGGCGAGCUGUAUGGGGAAUACAAUCUUAGCACCAACGAAUGGCUGGAUGGAGUUAUUAGUGCUAUCAUGAGGCAAACUUGUCAAGACGAAUCUCCCGAGGAAAAAUGGAUCCUUUUCGAUGGUCCAGUGGACGCAGUAUGGAUAGAAAACAUGAACAGUGUCAUGGACGAUAAUAAACUUCUCACGCUUAUAAACAGCGACAGAAUAACGAUGCCCGAGCAAGUUUCGCUUUUGUUUGAAGUGGAAGAUUUGGCUGUCGCCUCACCAGCCACCGUAAGCCGUUGUGGCAUGGUGUAUAAUGAUUAUAAGGACUAUGGAUGGCAGCCUUAUGUUAAAUCCUGGUUGAAAAGUCAAAUCCCCAAAGGACCGAUGUUUACAAAAAUAAUGCAAGAAUUUUUCGAUUACUAUUUGUCGAAUAUUUUGGAAUUUAAAAGGCUCCACUGCGAGGAAAUUGUAGCUUGUCCAGAAAUAAAUGUAGUUUCUUCUUUGUGCAAACUAUUGCAUAUUUUUGGAACUAAACAGUAUGGUUUGAAUCCCGCUGAUGAAGAACGAUACCCGGACGUGGCAAAGGCUUGGUUUAUAUUUUGUUUAAUAUGGUCUGUUUGCUGUACAACAAACGAGGAUGGGCGCAAAAAAUUGGAUAACUACAUUAGAGAAAAGGAAGCGUAUUUCCCUGUCAAAGAUACCGUGUAUGAAUAUUACGUUGAUCAUUUUAACGGAAGUCUUCAGCAUUGGGAAAACAGACUGCCCAGGGAUUGGAGAUAUGAACCAGACGCUCCUUUCUUUAAAAUUCAAGUUCCCACAGUGGACACGCUAAGAUAUCAAUACCUAAUGACGGCCUUGCUCCGGGACGGCAAUCCGGUGCUUAUUACCGGAGAUGUUGGAACCGGAAAAACAUCAUCUGCCUACGCAGUCCUGCAAGAUUUUGAUCCGUUCACACACACGAUAUUAUCUAUAAACAUGUCGGCACAGACUAGUUCGCAAAAUCUACAGAGCGCCAUUGAGGCUAGGGUCGAGAAGAGGACCAAAGGUGUUUUUAUACCAACUGGUAACAAGAACAUGAUUACUUUUUUGGAUGAUAUGAAUAUGCCUGCGAAAGAAACCUACGGUUCUCAGCCUCCGUUGGAGUUGCUGAGACAAUGGAUGCAGUAUGGAUUUUGGUAUAAUAGGCAGAAGCAAACUAGAACUUAUAUAUUGCAAAUGCACGUUUUGGCAGCCAUGGGGCCUCCAGGAGGUGGCCGACAAGUUAUAACAGAACGUCUACUAAGCAGAUUCAACGUAAUCAACAUGACAUUCCCUGAUGAUGCGACCAUAGCCAGAAUUUUUGGUAAAAUGCUUUCCCAGCACGUUUACAAUUUUAACGAAGAAAUGAAGGUAGUUGGGAAGAAAAUUACCGAAACUACUAUAGACCUUUACAAGAAUGUAUCGACGAAAAUGUUACCGACACCCACGAAAAUUCAUUACAUGUUUAAUCUCAGGGAUAUAUCUAAAGUUUUCCAAGGAUUAUUGAGGAGCAAUAAGGACUAUCAAAGUAGCAAACCUACUUUUCUGAGACUUUGGAUACACGAAAGUUUUAGAGUCUUUUACGACAGACUUACAGAUGAUAAGGAUAGAGAAUGGUUCUUCGAACACAUGAACGAACAACUCGGUGCUCACUUUGAGUUAACUUUGCACAGUUUGUGUCCUGGCAACGAAAUUCCAGUGUUUGCGGAUUUUAUCAAUCCCUACAAUAUUUAUGAAGACGUUCCUGAUAUUGCCGUGCUUAAGAAGUACCUUGCCGACCAGUUGGAAGAGUAUAACGCUUCUCCGGGUGUUGUCAGAAUGGACCUCGUGCUUUUUAAGGACGCUGUUCAUCAUAUUACGAGGAUUGUUAGGGUUAUAUCGCAGCCUAGAGGACAUACGGUGUUGGUGGGAAUUGGUGGUAGUGGACGCACCUCCUUGAGCAGAAUCUCUUCGUACAUCUGCGAAUACCAGACCUUCAACAUAUCUUUAAAGAAACAAUAUAGAAUAUCCGAAUUCAAAGACGACCUUAAAGCCCUAUACAAAUUAACAACCAUCAAAAACAAGGCCACCACUUUCAUAUUCAACGACACUCAAAUAGCCGACGAGUCUUUCUUGGAAGUGAUCAACAACAUGCUGAGCACAGGCGAGGUGGCGAACCUAUACAAACCUGAGGAGUUUGAGGAAGUGAAGGGGGACUUGGAGCAGGCCGCCACCAAGGCUGGAGUACUUGCAAGUAACAACGAGCAGAUGUACAACUUUUUUAUUGAAAGAGCGCGAGCUAAUAUGCACAUUAACUUGUGCAUGAGUCCGAUUGGCGAGAAGUUUAGGGAUCGCCUGAGGCAGUAUCCGGCAAUCGUUAAUUGCACGACGAUUGAUUGGUUCAACGAAUGGCCCACCGAGGCUUUACUUGAAGUCGCCAACAAAUACAUUUCUGAUGUUAAUUUUGUGCAGACCAUCACGGGGGAAGCAUUGCUUAAACGAAGAGAGUCUGCCUUGGUGACAUCACAGGAAAGAUUAAAAGAAGCAGUUGCUUCAGUAUUUGCCAUAAUACAUGGGUCAGUGUGCGAUUACUCUAGAAAAAUGAUAGAUGAAAUGAAAAGAUACAACUAUGUAACUCCAACCAACUAUUUGGAGCUGGUUGCUGGUUACAAAAGAAUGCUGGCAGAUAAACGUUUGGAAACAUCAACCCAAGCCAACAAACUCCGCAACGGUCUGUCGAAAAUUGACGAGUGCAAAGAAAAAGUUAAAACCAUGUCCGUCGAAUUAGAAGAAGCUCAAGUGAAGGUGGCGGAAUUUCAGCAGCAAUGCGACGAAUAUUUGGUGAUAAUAGUGGCGCAAAGAAAGGAAGCCGACGAACAGCAAAAGGAAGUUACGAAGAAGAGCAUCAAAAUUGGCGAGGAAGAAGUCGAAUGUAGGAAGAUGGCGGAAUUAGCUCAGGCUGAUUUAGAUGAGGCCAUGCCUGCCUUAAAUGAAGCCAUAGCUGCAUUGGACGCCUUGAGUAAGAAGGAUAUUAGUGAAAUGAAAUCGUAUUCUUCUCCACCGCAAAAAGUUAAAAUGGUUAUGGAGGCUGUUUGUAUACUUAAAGGGUAUGAUAUAUCGUGGGACUCGGCCAAGAAGCUUCUAGGCGAACUGGACUUCCUUAAGGCUCUAAAAGAGUUUGAUCGUAACCACAUCUCCGAAAAAACCCUAAAAAAGAUCGCUGGCUAUACAAUGAACGAAGAGUUUGUGCCAGAUAAAGUUGGUAUUGUGUCUUUUGCCGCCAAAUCUCUCUGCAUGUGGGUGAUUGCUAUUGAAAAAUAUGCCAGAGUCUGGAAGAUUGUUGGGCCUAAGCAAGCGAGAUUGGAUGAAGCGCAAGAGUCGUUGAGAGAAAAACAAAGACUGUUAGCUGAGGCACAAGCUAAAUUGGCAGAAAUUAAUGCCACAUUGGCCAAACUACAGCUAGAAUAUGAAGAAAAAUUGGCGCAAAAGGAAGAACUUACCAGACAGGCUGAAAUGUUAAAACUUAAACUAGAAAGAGCCGCCAUGCUUGUUGAAUGUCUAUCGGGAGAAAGGGAGAGAUGGACUGAAACUGUAGAGCUUUUGGACGGCUUUUAUGAUAGAUUACCUGGCGACUGCCUAGUUGCGACUGCUUUUAUUUCCUAUUUGGGACCUUUUGUGACCAACUAUAGAGAAGAAAUGGUGGCUAUGUGGAUCAACGAGGUUAACCUAGCUGAAAUACCGUAUUCAGCAAUCUUUAACAUAAUAAACUUUUUGAGCGACCCUACGUCUAUUAGGGAGUGGAACAUACAGGGUCUUCCGCAAGAUUCCUUUAGCACAGAAAACGGUAUAAUCGUCACAAGGGGAUCUCGUUGGCCUUUGGUUAUAGAUCCACAAAUACAAGCAACGAAAUGGAUUAAGGCCAUGGAGGCCAAAAAUAAAUUACAAGUUAUCGACUUUGAAAUGCCAGAUUUCCUUCGAUUUGUGGUUAAAGCAGUGCGCGAAGGUAGCCCAAUAUUAAUCCAAAACAUUUUGGAAACGAUAGAUCCUUCGGUGGAAACAGUCGUUUCGAAGCAAAUUAUACGACAAGGCGGCGAAGAUCUUAUCAACAUUGAUGACAAUUUGAUUUCGUACAAUCACGAUUUCCGAUUUUUCAUGACCACCAAACUUACCAACCCGCACUAUCCGCCCGAAGUAUCGACAAAAACCACGUUGGUUAAUUUUGCCGUUAAAGAAGUUGGUCUUCAGGCACAGCUGCUUGGUAUUGUUGUUAGAAAAGAGAGGCCUCAACUGGAAGAACAGAAAGAUGAAAUGGUUACCACCAUAGCCACAGGCAAAAGAACUCUGAUGGACUUAGAAAGCGAACUUCUGAGAUUACUAAACGAAACGAGAGGUGAACUUUUGGAAGACGUGGAGCUUUUCAACAACUUGCAGACUUCCAAGGCGACUGCAGCUGCGGUAAAAGUGAGCUUGGAAACCUCUGAAGCUACCGAAAAAGAAAUUGAUGAAGCUAGAUCGGGUUAUCAAGCAUGUGCCAAAAGAGCUUCUAUACUAUAUUUCGUUUUAUACGAUUUGGGAAGAAUAGAUCCAAUGUAUCAGUUUUCCUUGGAUUCCUAUAUACAUUUAUUUAUUAACUCUAUAACAAAGAGUAAGAAAUAUCCUCAGUUGGAUCAAAGGAUUACAUCUUUGAAUGAGUUUCACACCUAUGCAGUUUACAAGAAUACUUGUAGAGCCCUAUUUGAACACCACAAGUUGUUAUUCUCAUUUCAUAUGUGUAUAAAAAUAUUAUCGGCCCAAGGCAAAGUGGUACCACACGAGUAUAACUUUUUGUUGAAAGGAGGUGUUGUUUUGGACAGAGAAAACCAACUCGAUAAGCCUUGCGUAUGGUUGAGUGAAGAAGCAUGGGAUAACAUAACAGAAUUAGACAAGCUACCAGGAUUCCACGGUCUCAUGGACACGUUUGAACAAUACACACGAGAUUGGUACAUUUGGUAUACCCAUACUGAUCCAGAAACAUUACCAUUAAUAGCGGAAUGGAAUGACGUUUGCAACGAGUUUCAAAAAAUGCUGAUCGUCAGAUCGCUGCGUCAAGACCGGGUGGCUUUUUGCAUAGCCAACUUCGUCGUUGCCCAGUUGGGUCCGCAAUUCAUCGAGCCGCCCAUUCUCGACAUAAAGGCGGUCGUGGAAGAAUCGAUUCCGCAAUCGCCUUUGAUAUUUGUGCUGUCGCCCGGAGUGGAUCCGAGCAAUGCACUGAUGCAGCUUGCGGUGUCUUGCAACAUGGGCAACAAGUUUCAUUCUUGCAGCUUGGGACAAGGACAGGCACCUGUUGCAACAAAAAUGUUGCAAGGUGGAGUUAAGGAAGGUCACUGGGUGUUUCUGGCGAAUUGCCAUCUAUCUUUAAGUUGGAUGCCAAAGUUGGAUAAAAUUAUCGAUACUCUUCAGACAGGAAAAUGUCAUAAAAACUUUAGAUUAUGGUUGAGUUCCAGUCCGCAUCCCGACUUCCCCAUUUCUAUCCUACAAAAUUCCAUUAAAAUGACAACUGAACCUCCAAAAGGUAUCAAAGCAAACUUGAGAAGGCUUUAUCAAUUGAUUACAGAAGAUCAGUUUAAUAUAUGUCAAGCCAAAGACAAAUACAAAAAGUUGCUUUUCUGUUUAUGCUACUUUCACGCUAUUCUUCUCGAAAGAAAAAAGUUCCAACAACUUGGCUGGAAUGUCAUCUACAGUUUUAACGACUCUGAUUUUGAAGUGUCUGAAAACCUAUUAACAAUUUACUUAGACGAGUAUGAAAAUACACCUUGGGAUGCCCUAAAAUACCUAAUAGCUGGUGUCAACUAUGGAGGUCACGUUACUGAUGAUUGGGACAGACGACUUUUGUUGACCUAUAUUAAUCAGUACUUUUCCGAAGAUUCCUUGGUUAUACCAUUCCACAGAUUAUCGUCGCUUGUUACCUACUACAUCCCGAAAGACGGCUCAAUACAAUCGUAUCAAGACUACAUAACAUUGCUGCCAACUGUGGAUAGACCGGAAGCGUUUGGGCAACAUCCAAACGCCGACAUCACUUCCUUGAUUACCGAAUCGAGAAAUCUAUUCGAAACGUUGAUGUCUCUGCAGAUACAAGUGGGCGGAGCAGCUUCUGAAAGUAAGGAACAAAGGGUCGCAGAGCUGGCAAGUGAUGUUCUUUCAAAAAUUCCGGCAACAAUUGACUAUGAAAGAACAGAUAAAUUGAUUGGACCUAAUAAGAAACCUUUGGAUGUGGUUUUGUUGCAAGAAAUUCAGAGAUACAAUAAACUAUUAGUGUCAAUCCAAACAUCCCUUGACAUGUUGGGAAGAGCCAUUCAGGGCUACACUGUAAUGUCAUCUGUCCUAGAAAAUAUUUUUAACUGCAUUUACGAAGCCAGGGUGCCUGGUGAAUGGCUUAAAGCGUAUCCUUCACUAAAAUUAUUGGGUUCAUGGACCAGAGACUUGAUGGCCAGAGUGGACCACUUUUCCAUAUGGGCUAACACUGUUAGGGCCCCUUUGUUUUUCUGGCUGAGCGCUUUUACCUUUCCCACUGGAUAUCUUACUGCAGUCUUACAGACCACUGCCAGGGCCGAAGAAGUUCCAAUAGACACUCUGAGUUGGGAGUUUGAAGUUCUGACAGUGGAUAAAAACCAAAUUCAAGUAGCGCCACCUACCGGCGUUUAUAUAAAGGGUUUGUAUUUGGAAGGGGCAGGUUGGGACCGAAAGAAUGCAUGUCUUAUAGAGCCUCAACCUAUGCAACUAGUUAGCCCUAUGCCCUUGAUCAACUUUAAACCCAUGGAGGUUCUUAAAAAGAAAACUAGAGGGUUAUAUCAAUGUCCAUGCUACUAUUUCCCUAUUAGAACUGGAGUUCAAUUUCGACCUGCUUUUGUUGUCGCUGUGGAUUUAAAAAGUGGAACCGAAAAGGCCGAUUUUUGGACGAAAAGAGGAACAGCCCUAUUAUGCAGUUUGGGCAGUUAAUUUAAAUCGUUAAAUAAUAAAUAUUGUUAGGUGUCCUAUUCUAUUUAAACUAUGUAAAAAAUAAACUAUUUUAACUAUUAUAGAGUAUUUUUCUUAUGUUCCAUAUAUAUGGUAGUAUAUUCUCC
Molecule: messenger RNA, 8199 nt
Organism: Brassicogethes aeneus
Lineage: Eukaryota; Metazoa; Arthropoda; Insecta; Coleoptera; Nitidulidae
Source: the annotation of a GenBank genome assembly